CUUGCCACGACAGGAGCCGUGUCAAAAGAGGGGGAGGAGUAUCUGGACGAGGCGCGUAAAGUGUCGCGGCGAGAGUACUUGAAGAAGCGGGAGGAGAAGGAGCUAGCGUUAAUCGAGAAGGAGCUUCGAGAAGAAGAGUUCCUCUUCGGGGAUGUAGAGAUCACGGCCGAGGAAAAGCAACGCCGCGAAGUGAAGCGGAAGGUGUUGGAGAUGGCCAAGGAAAAAGACAGGUUCGAAAGGGAGCACCGGGGCUACCGCAUGCCCGAAGCCUACGAGACCGCCGACGGGAAGCUGGACACAUCCAAGCGGGACGCAGCCUUGACGGCCCGCUACCAGGAGGAGGAGCAGUACAAGACGGAGCAGGAGCUCUGGGAGGAGCAGCAGGUGAGCGUGGCCUCCUUUCGGCCGGGCGCCAAGGAUAAGGGCGCGGCCCAGAAGGAUUUGACGGCGGAGGAAGCUGAAUUGGAGGAAUUUAUGUUUGAAAAUCAGAUCGAUUUUGUGUCGGAUCAACUGUUGAACAACAAACUCGCGAAAUCCAAGAAGCAGCGGACGAAGAAAAAGGAGAAGGGUGGCGAGCAGGAGAGGUUGAGUAGCACUGAGGAGUCAUCGGAGGACGAAGGCCAAGACGAGGAGCAGUGGCUGGCGCAGGCGCGCGCCCCUAUGACCGAAUUUGAAAAGCUCCAGGCGGGAAGGAAGAGACUGCCGGUGUUUCGGUACCGGGAAGAGAUCCUGGCCGCCAUCAAGGACCAUCAAGUGCUGGUCUUGUCGGCCGAGACAGGCUCGGGGAAGACGACGCAGAUCCCGCAGUACUUGCACGAGGUGGGCUACACCCAGGCGGGCAUGAUCGCAUGCACUCAGCCUCGCCGCGUGGCCGCCAUGAGCGUGGCGGCCCGAGUUUCGCAGGAAAUGGGGACCAAGAUCGGCCAGGAGGUGGGUUACUCCAUCCGCUUUGAGAACUGCACUUCGGAGAAGACAGUGAUCAAGUACAUGACAGACGGCAUGCUGCUUCGCGAGUUUUUGACGGAGCCGGACAUGGCCUCGUACUCGGUGGUCAUCAUCGACGAGGCCCACGAGCGGACGCUCCACACCGACGUCCUCCUAGGCCUCUGCAAAGACAUUGCUCGCUUCCGAGAGGACCUGCGCCUGAUCAUCUCCUCGGCCACGCUCAACGCGGAGCGAUUCUCGAACUAUUUUGACGGGGCUGCCAUCUUCACGGUCCCAGGCCGCAUCUUCAGCGUUGAUGUGUACUACACCAAGGCGCCCGAGGCCGACUAUCUGGAUGCAGCUGUGGUUUCUGUACUGCACAUCCACAUCUCUCAGCCCGUCCCUGGGGACAUACUGGUUUUCCUGACAGGGCAGGAGGAGAUCGAGACGGCGGCAGAAGAACUCACCAAGCGCACUAAAGGUCUGGGCUCGCGCAUCAAGGAGCUAAUAAUUUGUCCCAUCUAUGCGACGCUGCCUUCAGAGCAGCAGGCAAAAAUUUUCGAGAAGGCCCCUCCGAACGCCCGUAAGGUUGUCCUGGCCACAAACAUCGCCGAGACCUCUUUGACAAUCGACGGAAUCUGUUUCGUGGUGGACACUGGUUUUUGCAAACAAAAAUCUUACAACCCGCGGUCGGGGAUGGAAUCUCUCAUCGUCACGCCCGUGUCAAGAGCGGCAGCCGAGCAACGCAAGGGCAGGGCGGGCAGGACGCAGAACGGCAAGUGCUUCCGGCUUUUCACCAUGUGGGCCUUCCAGAACGAGCUUGACGAG
Messenger RNA from Nannochloropsis gaditana CCMP526, 1752 nucleotides. Its product is annotated as deah (asp-glu-ala-his) box polypeptide 16. The annotation marks the transcript as partial. Gene Ontology annotation, cellular component: catalytic step 2 spliceosome; intracellular anatomical structure. The record is from RefSeq and is a predicted model, not a curated record. The transcript has a single exon. Gene Ontology annotation, molecular function: ATP binding; RNA binding.